Messenger RNA from Felis catus (domestic cat), 944 nucleotides. It is a transcript of the gene VTI1B, whose product is annotated as vesicle transport through interaction with t-SNAREs 1B. Lineage: Eukaryota; Metazoa; Chordata; Mammalia; Carnivora; Felidae. The record is from RefSeq and is a predicted model, not a curated record. Gene Ontology annotation, biological process: regulation of protein localization to plasma membrane; Golgi to vacuole transport; retrograde transport, endosome to Golgi. Gene Ontology annotation, cellular component: endoplasmic reticulum membrane; SNARE complex; late endosome membrane. Bases 14 to 712 code for a protein of 232 amino acids. Gene Ontology annotation, molecular function: SNAP receptor activity; SNARE binding. The transcript has 6 exons.
CGCGGCCUGCGCCAUGGCCACCUCCGCUGCCUCUUCGGAGCAUUUCGAGAAACUUCACGAGAUCUUCCGCGGCCUCCAUGAAGACCUGCGAGGGGUGCCGGAGCGGCUCCUGGGGACAGCGGGGACAGAAGAGAAGAAAAAACUGAUCAGAGAUUUUGAUGAAAAGCAACAGGAAGCAAAUGAAACGCUGGCAGAGAUGGAAGAGGAACUACGUUAUGCACCUCUGUCUUUCCGUAACCCUAUGAUGUCUAAGCUUCGAACCUACCGGAAGGACCUUGCUAAACUCCAUCGGGAAGUGAGAAGCACACCUUUGACAGCCACACCUGGGGGCCGAGGAGACAUGAAAUAUGGCACAUACACUGUAGAGAAUGAGCAUAUGAAUCGGCUACAGUCUCAAAGGGCAUUGCUUCUGCAAGGCACUGACAGCCUGAACCGGGCUACCCAGAGUAUUGAGCGUUCUCAUCGGAUUGCCACAGAGACUGACCAGAUUGGCUCAGAAAUCAUAGAAGAGCUGGGUGAGCAACGUGAUCAAUUGGAGCGUACUAAGAAUAGGCUGGUAAACACAAGUGAAAAUUUGAGCAAAAGUCGAAAGAUUCUCCGUUCAAUGUCCAGAAAAGUGACAACCAACAAGCUGCUACUUUCCAUCGUCAUCUUACUGGAGCUGGCCAUCCUAGGGGGUCUGGUUUAUUACAAAUUCUUUCACAAGCAUUGAACUUCCUAGAGGGAAGGGUUUGCGGACCAGAACUUUGACCCUGUGAAUGAAUGGUGUUAGGGAUGGGGAAUAAGUGGAGUGCUGCUGUAAGGUAAUGGUUCAAGGAUGCACUGUGUAGCUAGACUGGGAGAAGGGAGGGAAGACGGAAAACCACUUUACUGUGAAGGAACAGCAACAAGACCAGUAUGAUAUACCAAGGUAAUAAAUGCUGUUUAUGACUCCUUUAAAUUUA